This is a messenger RNA of Aspergillus steynii IBT 23096, 806 nucleotides long. RefSeq names its product ubiquitin-ribosomal 40S subunit protein eS31 fusion protein. Gene Ontology annotation, biological process: protein ubiquitination; modification-dependent protein catabolic process; translation. Gene Ontology annotation, cellular component: ribosome; nucleus; cytoplasm. The record is from RefSeq and is a predicted model, not a curated record. Bases 261 to 725 code for a protein of 154 amino acids. Lineage: Eukaryota; Fungi; Ascomycota; Eurotiomycetes; Eurotiales; Aspergillaceae. Gene Ontology annotation, molecular function: protein tag activity; ubiquitin protein ligase binding; structural constituent of ribosome. The transcript is spliced from 3 exons.
CUUGUCGAGGUGAGUUGAAGCGCCCCCUACCCUUGAGGUGCCCUUGGGAUGCAACGGGAUAUGGUUUCAAGUUGCUGGAUUUCUUCCGCACCUGCCUCGCGCAGCGCGACAGAGUUUUCAUUUCUGGUCUCGUUCUGCGAUAAUCGGGUCGAGAAGAUGAAGUGAAAUUCAGCCGACGAGAGACUGCCCGCCCAGGACCUUCGAAUCGCACGAGGGAAAUAGCAAACUAACAGUCGCCAUGUUAUCAGGCCUUCAUCAAGAUGCAGAUCUUCGUCAAGACCCUCACGGGUAAGACUAUCACCCUUGAGGUGGAGUCGUCCGACACCAUCGACAAUGUCAAGUCCAAGAUCCAGGACAAGGAGGGAAUCCCCCCCGACCAGCAGCGUCUGAUCUUCGCUGGUAAGCAGCUGGAGGACGGCCGUACUCUUUCGGACUACAACAUCCAGAAGGAGUCGACCCUUCACCUGGUGCUGCGCCUGCGUGGUGGUGGUAAGAAGAGAAAGAAGAAGGUCUACACCACCCCCAAGAAGAUCAAGCACAAGCACAAGAAGACCAAGCUCGCCGUCCUCAAGUACUACAAGGUCGACGGUGACGGCAAGAUCGAGCGUCUCCGCCGCGAGUGCCCCUCCCCCGAGUGUGGUGCUGGUAUCUUCAUGGCCGCUAUGCACAACCGCCAGUACUGUGGCAAGUGCCACCUCACCUACGUCUUCGACGAGUCCAAAUAAGCGGACUAUGCGCGAAUCGCCCCGCCUUUCUUUGUUCCCGGUCGUCGGUGGAGGAAGCUAGGUGGAGUAGGAUUGAGGAGC